Molecule: messenger RNA, 1914 nt
Organism: Vanessa atalanta (red admiral)
Lineage: Eukaryota; Metazoa; Arthropoda; Insecta; Lepidoptera; Nymphalidae
Gene: DLDH
Product: dihydrolipoyl dehydrogenase
Exons: 12
Coding region: 83-1570 (495 amino acids)
Cellular component (GO): oxoglutarate dehydrogenase complex; mitochondrion
Molecular function (GO): flavin adenine dinucleotide binding; dihydrolipoyl dehydrogenase (NADH) activity
Source: RefSeq, a predicted model, not a curated record
UGUCAAUUGUACUGAUCGCCAGGGUACCGCAAUAAUACUCUAUCUGGGUUAAUUAAAUAAGCCCUAUAUAUUGAUUUUAAAUAUGGGCUAUAAAUUUUUGAAACUCGCAUCAUCUUCCUUUAGGAAUGGAAACAUAAGGAUUGGAGUCAGACAUUAUGCCACUACUCAUGAAGCUGACAUUGUAGUAAUUGGUUCGGGCCCUGGCGGAUAUGUAGCAGCUAUUAAAGCUGCCCAAUUGGGCUUAAAGACAAUAUCAGUGGAAAAAGAUCCAAGUUUGGGAGGCACAUGUUUGAAUGUAGGCUGUAUUCCAUCUAAAGCCUUACUGCACAAUUCCCAUUUGUACCACAUGGCCAAGCAUGACUUCAAACAUCGAGGAAUUGAAGUUGGGGAAGUCAAGUUUGACUUUAACGCAAUGAUGACUUACAAAGCAAAUGCUGUCAAAGCCUUAACUGGUGGUAUUGCUAUGCUCUUUAAUAAAAAUAAGGUGCAACUUGUUCGAGGUGUCGGUUCCAUUGUUGCACCCAACAAAGUUCAAGUUCAAGGGGAGAAGGGAGUCGAAACUAUUAAUACAAAGAAUAUUUUAAUUGCAACAGGAUCUGAGGUCACACCAUUCCCUGGAGUUACAUUUGAUGAGCAGCAGAUCAUCACAUCGACAGGGGCCCUCUCUCUAUCUAAGGUACCAAAGAAGAUGUUGGUAAUUGGUGCUGGUGUAAUUGGUCUUGAACUUGGCUCAGUUUACCAGAGACUAGGUGCUGAAGUCACUGCCAUAGAGUUCCUCGAAAGUAUUGGAGGUGUUGGUAUUGAUGGAGAGGUAUCAAAAACUCUACAGAAGAUCCUUACAAAGCAAGGCAUGAACUUUAAACUUGGUACCAAAGUAACCGGUGUAAAAAAAGAAGGAGGUGCUGUUAAAGUUGACGUUGAAGCUGCCAAGGGUGGUAAUAAGGAAACUUUGGACUGCGAUGUCGUUUUGAUCUCCGUCGGUCGUCGACCGUACACGGCAGGCCUCGGUCUAGACAAGGUCGGUAUUGCUCUGGACGACCGAGGUCGCGUACCUGUGAACAACAAAUUCCAGACCACUGUUCCUGGAAUAUACGCUAUCGGUGAUGUUAUCCACGGCCCCAUGUUGGCUCACAAGGCAGAAGACGAAGGCAUUGUGUGUGUUGAAGGAAUCAAAGGCAUGCCAGUGCAUUUCAACUAUGAUGCCAUUCCAUCUGUUAUCUACACAUCACCAGAAGUUGGCUGGGUUGGAAAGACGGAGGAGGAUCUCAAAAAAGAGGGUCGUGCAUACAAAGUGGGCAAGUUCCCAUUCUUGGCGAACUCACGUGCGAAGACCAACGGCGAGCCCGAUGGAUUCGUCAAGGUGUUAGCGGACAAGGCCACCGAUAUCAUCCUCGGCACCCACAUCAUCGGACCCGGCGGCGGCGAGCUCAUCAACGAGGCGGUGCUGGCGCAGGAGUACGGCGCCGCGGCCGAGGACGUCGCGCGCGUCUGUCACGCACAUCCGACUUGUGCGGAGGCGUUACGAGAAGCGAACUUGGCGGCAUACAUCGGAAAGCCGAUCAACUUCUAAGCUUAAAAUUUAUUUAUAUUUUAUUGUACAAAUAAUUUAUGCGCCAUUAAAUCCCAGAAACAUAAUCACGUAGUGAUUCCCACUAUAAGGAUCUUGUAUGAAUCUAAUGUUGAAAUUUGGGUAUUAUUGAAUAUUAAAUACGAUAUUGUGUUUCAAGAUUACCUUUUAUGAUUUAGAGUUGCCGUCAGUGUAUAAUAAUUUAAUUUCAUUUCUUCUGAAAUAUUUCAUUCCGUAUCAACCAUAACUCAAAAACUCGUGCAUUUACUCAAAGUAAAUGUUGUGAAUAUUCGUGUAUUUAUUUUCUUUUGUAAAUAGAUUUACAGAAUAAAUGCCAUUGUGUUUUA